Messenger RNA from Paramecium sonneborni, 751 nucleotides. The record is from the annotation of a GenBank genome assembly. Lineage: Eukaryota; Ciliophora; Oligohymenophorea; Peniculida; Parameciidae.
AUGGAAAGCUACUACAUUAUCAGUAAUAUUAAAUAUAGAAAUGAGGAUCUUAACUCUUUAAAAACAACAGUACUAAUAUCAUUNUAAGAGAAAUCAAUUCGUAAACAUAUAAUCUUGCCCAAAGUUGAGGGUUGCAUUAAAUUAGAGAUUGAAACUCAAUUAGAUUCUCCAAAAAGAAGUACAAUUACAUCUUAAUCAAAGGAGAGUGGGCUUAUACCGCUCGAUCAGGAGGAUCUAAUGGAAUAGGGAGUUGUAAUGCUAUUACUACUAUCACGAUAUCUUCAGGUAGAAGAAUUCAAUUAUAUACGCCAAUGUAAGAAAGUAAGAGGGCUUAGAGAUUAAAAAAUAUUCCUUAUGAGUUAUAAUACUUCCAAACUAGUUUACCAACAAAAAGCUUUAAAUCUAGUCAUCUUAUGAAUCAAGAAUUGCUUAAAAAACCAAAAGAAUAAAUUGACAAUUAAUAGAGAUGGUAUUUACAUUCACACUUUAAUAAAAUGAACCUAGCUUUGACAUAGUAUCAAAUUAAAAGAUUUGAAAGAUCUUUAAAAAAAACGGAAUCAUUAGAUGAUGUAAAUAUGAUAAAGAAAUAAAAUGAGGAAAAUAUUGAGAAGGAAAAAUAAAAAGUAUUACUAUAUUUAGAUUAUAGAGAAAUACAUAAUACAAAAAAGCAACUCAAAAUCUAAUACAUUCAUUUACAAAAAAAUUUAACAUUAAGGCAUUAUAUAACGAUCUUUAACCAACCUAAUAAUGA